Molecule: messenger RNA, 2515 nt
Organism: Melampsora larici-populina 98AG31
Lineage: Eukaryota; Fungi; Basidiomycota; Pucciniomycetes; Pucciniales; Melampsoraceae
Exons: 16
Coding region: 134-2146 (670 amino acids)
Biological process (GO): malate-aspartate shuttle; mitochondrial ATP transmembrane transport; L-glutamate transmembrane transport
Cellular component (GO): mitochondrial inner membrane
Molecular function (GO): L-aspartate transmembrane transporter activity; ATP:ADP antiporter activity; calcium ion binding
Source: RefSeq, a predicted model, not a curated record
GUGAAAUUGAGUUUACAUACAUACACAUGCUCGAUUUGUCUCAGCAUUCCAACUAAAGCGAGCACCAACUCAGCAAAGACCCAAGGAAUCUCAAUCCAAGAAACUUCUAUCAAAUCAUUCAAUCAUUACAAAAAUGGCAAACUGGUGGCGGUCAUCGGCGUUGCAGUGUGAAUCUGUCACCUCUAAUCCUUCAGAUUCAGAACUAGAUCGAUGGAAGGAAGUCUUUGAAGAAUUCGCCACCACUGACGACCCAAAUAACUUGAAACCAUCUCGUUAUCUCAAUGAAGAGGGGUUCAUCAACGCUGUGGCUCCCACGGACGAUUUCCAGAAAAUCCAAAAAUCUCAAUAUGCAAUUCUGUUUCGAAUAGCUGAUACUAACCGGACUGGAAAAGUUGAAUGGGAUCAAUUCGUCGUCUUUCAGACUUUACUUAAGAAGCCUGAUGCUCAAUUUGAGGUGGCAUUCAAGUACUUUGAUCAGGAUAGCAAUGGCGACGUCACCUUUGACGAGUUCAAGCGUGUCUUUUCUGCCAACCUCGGUCCAGACUCACUUCCUUUUACAUUCGAUUCGCCUUGGGUUAAGCUCUUUCUGGGUCGAAGGGAGGGUCGGCAUGUACUUGGCUACAACGAAUUUACGCAACUCAUGAAAGGCCUGCAAGGCGAACGACUACGACAAGCCUUUGCAUACUUUGAUAAAGCUGAGACAGGUCAUAUCUCACCAGAUCAAUUCAAGCGUAUCAUUCUCGAACUUGCUCGUCACAAGCUCUCAGACGCAGUAUUGGAACGUUUACCCACGCUCUGCACACUCAGCACGGGAGGAAAGAUUUCAUACUCCGAAGUCAAUGCCUUCCACAAUGUGAUACGAGAGAUGGAUUCAGUUGAACGUAUACUGCAAGAAGCCAUAUCACAAUCUAAGGACCACAAGAUCAACCGUCACGAUUUUCUCAACACUGCUGCUCGUCACACUCGUUACACGAAUCUGACGCCGAUGGAAGUGGAUAUUGUGUUCCAUUUUGCUGGUAUGGGAGAUCUCAAUGCUCGACUCGGACUCGCAGAUUUCGGCAAACUUCUCGAUCCAAAAUGGGAACGUGCUCAGACACAAGAAGUAGUCACGGAUGAGUUGGCAACUGGGAGUUUUUGGCAAAGCUUUGCUAAAUCAACUUAUAACUUUGGAUUGGGUGGAAUUGCCGGUGCAUUAGGAGCAACGGCGGUCUAUCCGAUCGAUCUGGUAAAGACUCGGAUGCAGAAUCAACGCAGUAAAGUGGUCGGUGAAUUGCUCUACAAAAACAGUAUGGAUUGUGUCAAGAAAGUCUUGAAGAACGAGGGUUUCGCUGGCUUCUAUAGAGGUCUACCACCCCAAUUGAUCGGUGUUGCACCAGAGAAAGCGAUCAAGCUUACGAUCAACGACUUGAUCCGAGCAAAUGCAAAAGAUCCGAUGACUGGACAGAUCAGUCUUGGUUGGGAACUCUUUUCCGGUGGUGCCGCGGGUGGAUGUCAAGUGGCUGUCACAAAUCCAUUAGAGAUUGUCAAGAUCCGUCUUCAAAUGCAAGGAGAAAUGGCAAGAGUUGCAGGGAAUGAACCUCGAGGUGCGAUGCACAUCAUUCGACAACUUGGUCUUGUUGGGCUUUAUAAGGGUGCUGGGGCAUGUCUUUGUCGAGAUAUCCCUUUCUCAGCCAUCUACUUCACAGCUUAUGCUCAUUUGAAAAAGGACACCUUCUCAGAAGGCCUUAAUGGAAAAACUUUGGGCUUUGGAGAGACUUUGAGUGCUGCAGCCAUUGCGGGUAUGCCAGCGGCUUAUCUGACAACACCGGCUGAUGUUGUCAAGACGAGAUUACAAUCGGAAGCGAGGAAAGGAGAGACGACCUACAAAGGUUUGGUGGACUGCUUCCGGACCAUCUUGAAAGAAGAAGGUCCGAAAGCUUUGUUCAAAGGUGGACCAGCUAGAAUCUUACGUAGCUCUCCACAGUUUGGGGUUACAUUGGUCUCUUAUGAAUAUCUUCAAAAACUAAUUCCAUAUCCAUUUGGCAAGCAGCAAGCGUCGAAGGGUGUGACGGUUGAGAUUGACGAAUUGCCUCGUAUCAGAGCAAGGAAUGCUAUGAAGAUUCUGUUAGACGUACAUGAAGACUUUGGUACGAUCAGAAGAACAUAAGUCAGUGAAGCUCGUCUGCGUUCUUGAAGCCAAGAUAGAUGCUCGUCUCAAUAGAGUUCCUCAGGAUCAGAUCAAUAGACUAGAUGUUCCUAAACCGAGACCAGAGCUUUCUAGAUUUCUUUCCCAUUCAGUCAUCCUGAUCUUUUCAUCACUUUUUCUUUACUGUUCGUAUGUCAGUCUUUGGCUUGUUUUUUUUUUCAAUACGACAUCCUUGUGCGAGUCCUGCUUGAUGUCUCUGUGCGUGUAUCUAUCGGUUGUUUAUUUUUUUUUGUGCUUAUAGAUGAUUCUAUUGAAUCUAUGUUGAUUUUCUGGAGAGGAAACUUGAAGUGGUUGAUGAUCGUCAAGAAUAUGAAUAUAUAGAUUUCAAGC